CCCCCCCCUUCUUCUCGCCUCGCUUCUCUCUCUCUGCGCCUUCACACCUCUCCCAUUCUCAGCAAUCGGCCCAAAAUGGCGGGAGCAAUGGAGAAUGCCAAGAAGAACCUACCCAAGAUUCGCGAUGAGGAGCGCGAGGGACGAUUCGGCCGUGUCUUUGGUGUUUCGGGCCCAGUCGUUGUUGCCGAGGACAUGAUUGGAUCUUCCAUGUACGAACUUGUCCGAGUCGGCCACGAAGAGCUCGUUGGUGAGAUCAUUCGUAUCGACGCCGAUAAGGUCACGAUUCAGGUCUACGAGGAGACGAGCGGUGUCAGCGUCGGCGACCCGGUGCUGAGCACGAAGAAGCCUCUGAGUGUCGAGCUGGGCCCCGGUCUGAUGGAGAACAUUUACGAUGGUAUUCAACGUCCGCUGGAGGGCAUCAUGAAGAAGAGCGGCGGUAUUUACAUUCCCCGCGGCAUCAACACCCAGGCACUGGAUCGCUCGCUCCAGUGGGACUUCAACCCGGUCAAGCUCAAGGAGGGCGACCACAUCUCUGGCGGCGACAUCUACGGCUCGGUUUUCGAGAACACCCUUCUCAAUGAUCACAAGAUCAUGCUGCCACCGCGAGCGCGCGGUACAAUCAGCUACCUUGCCGAGAAGGGCAGCUACAACGUCGACGACGUCAUCCUCGAGACGGAGUUCCAAGGCCAAAAGACUAAGCACACUAUGUGCUCCCUCUGGCCCGUCCGAGCUCCCCGACCAGUCGCCGAGAAGCUCACGGCCGAUACGCCGCUGCUCACCGGCCAGCGCAUCCUCGACUCGCUCUUCCCCUGUGUGCAGGGAGGUACGACAGCCAUCCCAGGUGCCUUUGGAUGCGGCAAGACCGUCAUUUCCCAGGCCCUUUCCAAGUACUCGAACUCGGACAUUAUCACCUACGUCGGAUGCGGCGAGCGAGGAAACGAAAUGGCCGAGGUCCUGGCCGAAUUCCCCGAGCUUACGCUGAUGCGCGACGGCAAAGAGCAGCCCAUCAUGAAGCGUACGACGCUCGUCGCAAACACGUCCAACAUGCCCGUCGCAGCCCGCGAGGCGUCCAUCUACACGGGCAUCACCCUCAGCGAGUACUUCCGAGACAUGGGCUACAACGUCGCCAUGAUGGCCGACUCGACGUCCCGGUGGGCCGAGGCUCUCCGUGAGAUUUCUGGUCGUCUGGCCGAGAUGCCAGCCGACUCGGGCUACCCGGCCUACCUUGGUGCCAAGCUCGCCAGCUUCUACGAGCGCGCUGGUAAAGUCACUGCCCUGGGCAGUCCGGAGCGACAGGGAAGUGUCAGCAUCGUGGGUGCCGUCUCGCCGCCCGGAGGUGACUUCUCCGACCCCGUCACGGCAUCCACCCUCGGCAUCGUGGGUGCCUUCUGGGGUCUGGACAAGAAGCUGGCCCAGCGCAAGCACUUUCCCAGUGUCAACUGGGACGUCUCGUACUCCAAGUAUGUCCAGGCCCUGGAGCCUUACUAUGAAGCCAACCACCCAGGCUUUACCUCGCUGCGAUCGACGGCGAAGAGCAUCCUGCAGAAGGACACGGAGCUGGCCGAAAUCGUGCAGCUGGUCGGCAAGAGCGCGCUCGGCGAAAACGACAAGGUGACGCUCGAGGUGGCGGCCAUCAUGAAGAAUGACUUCCUUCAGCAAAACGGUGUGAGCGACUACGACGCCUACUGCCCCCAGUACAAGACGAGCGGCAUGCUCCAGAACAUGAUCACCUUCCACGACCUGGCGCAACAGGCCGCGACAAAUGGCGCUACCUGGGCAAAGAUCAAGGAGCACUGCUCCGACGUCAUUUACAGCCUCACGCAGCAGAAGUUCCACAAUCCAAAGGACGGCGAGGAAGAGGUCGUCAACCGGCUCAACGAGCUCGGGACGCAGGUUGAGGAGUCGUUCCGAAGCCUCCAAGACUAGAAUGCUUUCUCUGAACCCAUAGCAGCAAUAGCAGUAAAGCAGAUUUCAUUCUGGAUGGAUGAUGUUGAUGACGACGACGAUGAUUGAUAAUGGAACUUCUUGCUCUCUGAGUUUUCUUGCCUUUUAAGUGGGCAGAUAGAUGGCUUGCUUCGUAUGAAUGUGUG
This is a messenger RNA of Acaromyces ingoldii, 2090 nucleotides long. Its product is annotated as putative TFP1p-H+-ATPase V1 domain 69 kd catalytic subunit, vacuolar. The transcript has 4 exons. Gene Ontology annotation, biological process: proton transmembrane transport; ATP metabolic process. Gene Ontology annotation, cellular component: fungal-type vacuole membrane; proton-transporting V-type ATPase, V1 domain. Lineage: Eukaryota; Fungi; Basidiomycota; Exobasidiomycetes; Exobasidiales; Cryptobasidiaceae. The coding region runs from base 76 to 1926 and encodes 616 amino acids. The record is from RefSeq and is a predicted model, not a curated record. Gene Ontology annotation, molecular function: proton-transporting ATPase activity, rotational mechanism; ATP binding; ATP hydrolysis activity.